Messenger RNA from Vitrella brassicaformis, 978 nucleotides. NCBI's taxonomy places the organism in Eukaryota, Vitrellaceae. The record is from the annotation of a GenBank genome assembly.
CCGAAUCUCCCGCGAAUUUUCAUAUGGCGCCGGCACGCUUGGACAAGUCCACGACGAGUAGCAAGGAGGCCCCCUCCACCAUGAUGACCAGCACAACCAGGGGACUCGGCAGCAUUCUCGGCUCCACCUUCGGAAGUCACCAGGCGAGUGCCUUCAACGCCAGACAAUUCGAGCGGCCGGGGCUGAAGCAGGACGAAAUCGAGGCCAUCAAGGAGGCAUUUGACCUCUUCGACACCGACAAAUCAGGUGCGUGUUGACGUGAAAGGCGGCAAUAUGAGCAUUUCAUCGCGCGUGUGUGCAUGACGGCAGGUACAAUCGACACAAAGGAGCUGAAGGUGGCGAUGGCGUCUCUGGGUUAUGAGGCCAAGAGCGAGACCAUCUUCCAGAUGCUGGCUCAGCUGGACAAGGACGGCUCCAACACGCUCGACUUCGCCGAGUUCCUUGACCUCAUGGCGGCUGACGACGACAAGGAAAAGAGACGCGAAGUGGAAAAGGUACUCGGCAGACAGAGAGAGAGAGAGAGAGAGAGAGACUGCGGGGUGUCACUGAGUGUCUCUUACUUGUGUGUUGGCAUCUUUGUGCAGAUAUUUCAGCUGUUUGAUCCAGAGGGGACGGGUUAUCUCAGCGUAAAGGGGCUGGCCAAAGUUGUCAAGGAGCUGGGUGAGUGGGCAAAAUAGACACCAGAAUGACGAAUGAACGUGUGUCUUCUCUCUGUGUCUAUAUUUCGUCAGGUGAGGGGCUCGGCAUGGCCGAAUUAGAGGUGGGCGAGGCCAUAAAGGCCAGGUAGCAACAUACGAGCUGGUGUUCUUCCGUCUCUGCGUUGUUCAGGAGAUAAUCGCCAAGGCCGACAGUGACGGUGACGGUCUGCUCGGCUUUGACGAUUUCUACACUGUCAUGACCAAACAGACCUUCCCGUAAUGGAUUUAUCGAUUGAUGACGGCAUGGCCAUGACACGCUGUACAGUGGUCGGUGUGAAUG